GUGAGCAAAACUAACUCCCUUCGCGACCGAACGCUUCCAUGGUUUUGGGAAAUUUCUCAGCUCAUCUUCUGCUUCGUUGAUUAUUAUCGUAAUUAUAUCAGGAAGGCAAACAGCUUUGGAGGAAACGGACGAUCAUCAAUGACAACUCCAUUGUAUUUACCUGAAUGAUUCAAAUGCUCAUCUUGAAUGUUAAAUACUGCAGCUCACUUUCAUUACAAUGAUGGACCCGUCUCCUCAAUCCUACAUGCUUGCUAAUCUGACUCAUCCACAUUCUGAGCAGUUACUGCAAGGAUUGAAUCUUCUUCGGCAGCAUCGUGAACUCUGUGACAUCAUCCUCAGGGUUGGUGAUGUCAAGAUCCAUGCCCAUAAGGUGGUGCUGGCAAGCAUCAGUCCAUACUUCAAAGCCAUGUUUACUGGGAAUCUUUCAGAAAAUGAAAAUUCUGAGGUUGAGUUCCAGUGUAUUGAUGAAACUGCUUUGCAGGCCAUUGUAGAAUAUGCAUAUACAGGAACCAUAUUCAUUUCACAAGAUACAGUGGAAUCUUUACUACCAGCUGCAAAUUUACUUCAAAUUAAGCUAGUAUUGAAGGAAUGUUGUACAUUCCUUGAAAGCCAGCUUGAUCCUGGUAAUUGCAUUGGCAUUUCCCGAUUUGCUGAAACUUAUGGUUGCCAUGACUUGUACCUUGCUGCCAACAAGUACAUUUGUCAGAAUUUUGAAGAGGUAUGUCAGACAGAGGAGUUCUUUGAACUGAAUCACACUGAACUAGAUGAAAUAAUUUCAAAUGACUGUCUGAAUGUUGUGACUGAAGAGUCUGUUUUUUAUGCUUUGGAGGCGUGGAUUAAAUAUGAUGUACAAGAAAGACAAAAAUAUCUGGCACAGCUAUUGCACUGUGUGCGAUUGCCAUUGCUAAGUGUGAAGUUUUUAACAAGAUUAUAUGAAGCAAACCAGUUAAUUCGUGAUGAGCAUACCUGCAAGCACCUUCUAAAUGAAGCACUUAAGUAUCAUUUUAUGCCAGAGCACAGAUUUUCUCAUCAUACUGAGUUAUCAACACGGCCACGUUGUGCUCCCAAAGUACUGUGUGCUGUUGGUGGAAAAACUGGACUGUUUGCUACAUUAGACAGUGUGGAGAUGUACUUCCCGCAGACAGACUCCUGGACAGGUCUGGCACCACUUAGUAGUCCACGCUAUGAAUGUGGAGUUGCUGUUGUCGAUCAGAAGCUUUAUGUGGUCGGAGGAAUUGCAACCCACAUUCAGCAAGGCAUUAAUUAUCGGAAACACGAGAAUUUGGUAGAAGGUUGGAAUCCGGAGACCAACAAAUGGACAGCUGUAGAAAGAAUGAAUGAGUGUCGAAGCACUCUUGGAGUGGCUGUAUUAGCUGGUGAACUGUAUGCAUUAGGUGGUUAUGAUGGGGAAAACUAUUUGCAAUCUGUGGAGAAAUACACUCCUAAAAUCAAAAAGUGGCAGCCAGUUGCACCUAUGGGAAAAAGUCGAAGCUGUUUUGCAGCUGCAGUUUUAGAUGGAAUGAUAUAUGCUAUAGGUGGAUAUGGCCCUGCUCACAUGAACAGCGUGGAGCGUUAUGAUCCAAGCAAAGAUUCCUGGGAGAUGGUUGCUCCAAUGGCUGAUAAAAGAAUUAACUUUGGUGUUGGUUCUAUGCUUGGAUUCAUCUUUGUUGUUGGUGGACACAAUGGUGUGUCGCACUUGCAAAGUGUUGAGAGGUAUGAACCCCAUCAAAAUCAAUGGACGUUAUGCAGGCCGAUGAGUGAUCCCAGAACAGGAGUUGGUGCGGCUAUCAUAGACAACUACCUCUAUGUGGUGGGAGGUCACUCAGGAUCAUCAUACCUGAACAUGGUGCAGAGGUAUGACCCAGCCUUAGAUACCUGGUCAGAUUUUGCUGGUAUGUUAUCAUGUCGAUGCAACUUUGGGCUGACUGCAUUUUGAUAGUUGAUUUGAUUACGAAGGAUAUACUGAGGUAAUUAACCCUGCAUGACAAGAUGACCAAUUGUACUGAGACUGCAGCCCCACAAUUUGUUGAAUUUUACGAACUUUGGCUGCUUCUGUUGGUUUUUACUGUGCAGAGUUUAUGUUUUCGAAUGAAUUCAUUUAUAUUUGUACCUACAUAUGGGGAAGAAACACUGAUGCCUGAAACAGCCAGGGCUAACCAAAGCUCUAGCUUUUCCACCUUAUAAACAUUCCCCUCCAUGUUAACUAGCUGUUACCUCCAUACUUCGUCGUUUUAAUCAGAAAGGAUCACACAUUCAAAACCAGUAAUCAAUCCAUUGUAUGUAUGCAACUUGAAGAGUCCAUGUCUAUUUUUGUGAUACGUUGAUUGCGUUUAUCGUGUUCUAUUUGACAUCAGUGCUUCACACUAUGAAAAUUUGUACUUAAGGGCUGCAUACCUGUAACUCAAUUUUUGACUACGGUACAACUACCCACUGUGUGCUUGCUUGUAUUGUAUAAUGUGAUUUAUGUAAUUAGUAGGGUUGUAAUGAUCAGCUGAUAGUAAUAUGUAACUUGCUAUAAACAUUUGCGUAUGAUUGUUCCUUUGACAAUCUUCCAACUGAACCAUAAUGAGAUCGCCUGUUAAUAUUUGAUCUGUUAUUUGAAGGAACUAAAGGGAAAUGUAUAUUUAAAAAGGGAUCUUAAUUGGGUUAUGAAGUUGCAAUUGGUACUUUCAUAUCUUGAUAAUGAGUUUAUGAAGUUCUGAACAUGGUUACAAGCCUGUAUUCACAGGACAAAGCAUAGGAACAGUUUCUGGUUUAGGUAGUUACUUAAUGGACUUUUUGAGUAUGGACUUCAAUGAUUAUUUUAUUUGGCCAUUUUAUUUGGCUCUAAUGAGCAGGUUUUGGAUUUGUUGUUGUGAUCCUUUGUAAUAUUCUACAGCUGCUGUUGAGGGAGAAUAAUUAGAUUUAGCAACUGGUGCUAUCCUAGGAUUCAGGACCCCACAGAUAUUGCAUAUAUUUAUUUUGUAAUAUGUCAGUUCACAAAUUAUUUUGAAUAUUUUUAUCCAAUGAUUUUAUGAGUAAGUCUCUGAGCAAUCAAAUCUAAAGUGAAGGAAUAAUUUAUAGAUAUUUUUAAUCAACCUGUUCACAAAAGGUAUGAUACAUCUCUGGAGCAGGUGUGAUUUGAACCCAGGCCUUCUGGCCCAGAGGCAGAAACACUAUUACUGUGCCACAAGAGCCCUAGAAAUAGUUUAUAUAAUGAGUUUAUGAUAUUUUUGAAGACCCUCACCUUUGUGAAUAAACUCAAAUUGAAGCGAUUAACAUUGUAAAGGUGAAUUAAUAGUUCAGCUGUUCAUUGUCAUCUGCUUUUCAUAUGUGAUUUUCCCACUACCAAUGUGUGUGGACAUUUUUGUUAACUAACUUUGGUUGCCAAAAUUUAUGUUGACUGCUAAGUUACCUUUUAUACAAUUUCAAUGUCACUUUCCGUUCUCGUCUCAAAGCUACAGUAUCUUGUAGGAAAGACUUUUGUUCAGAAUUUACUUUUAAGCUGAUGUGCAGGUAAUUAUUGAAGCAUGUAAUGCAAGAAAAGUUAUGUGCAUUAACUGAGGUUUGAAAAGUCCUAGCAAAGGGAGCACACUUAUAGAAUUGACUGGUUCUCCCAAUGGAUUGUAAAUAACCAAACUGAUUUGGUGAGGGACAUCAAUGUAGUGAUUUUUAUUAUAGAUCCUUGUGAAUACAAAGUGCACAUGUUAAAACAUCACAACUAUCUCCAUAAAAUACUGCAGUUUUUUUCUGUACUCAUUGUGCAAAGAAUUUAUAUAAUUUUGGCAGAAGUUUAAUUAUAGCUACAGUUAGUGUUUUCACUGGAUCAGCAAUGUUUGUACACAAGGUAAGUCGUAUAUUUUUAGUUUUGAUUGGAGAAACCACUUGUUUUUGAGACUACAUGUCUGUGUACAUACAUUAGUGUUUCAGGUCUUAUUGAAUCAUCACGCUUGUUAAUUUCUAACUUUACCCUUUGGAAGCUUCUAGAAUUUGAGAGUAUGAAGGCUUCAAAUGUUUGCUAGUAUUUUGAAUAAAAUGGUGCAAUAA
Rhincodon typus (whale shark) is the source of this 4026-nucleotide messenger RNA. RefSeq names its product kelch-like protein 28. Gene Ontology annotation, molecular function: protein binding. Bases 218 to 1936 code for a protein of 572 amino acids. Lineage: Eukaryota; Metazoa; Chordata; Chondrichthyes; Orectolobiformes; Rhincodontidae. The record is from RefSeq and is a predicted model, not a curated record. The transcript has 7 exons.